AUGAGCCCCGUCUCGGAAUCCAGCUUGCCACAGGCACCUCACAAUGAACGCUUAUCCAUUCUGCAGGGCCCCUCGCAACCAGAAUUAUGGGAAACCACCGUUGGCGAUCUCGCCGAUGCUCAAGCUGCAAAGUAUCCUGACCGAAUUGCCGUGGUCAGCUCGUGGCAGUCGGCUCGUAUUACUUAUCGAGAUCUCUCCAGUCGAAGUAAGCUUGUCGCGAGAGCGAUUCUUGGAGCAAGAUUACAGCAGGGGGACUGCAUAGGCGUUCUUUCUGGUAACUCAUAUCAGUACCUUGAGAUCUUUCUCGGAGGGGCUCGCAUUGGCUGCCCUGUGGUAACUUUCAACAACACAUAUUCUCCCCAGGAAUUGCAUGCCGCAGUUCGUCAGAGCGAUUGCAAAUUGCUGUUCAUCGCCCAUAGCAUCGGCGGCAGGCCGAUGAGAAAAUAUGUCGAGAAGCUACUCCAAACACAAUCAGAGACGGUUCUUCAACGCAUCACCAUUAUAGGCGAAUCUGAAUUCUUAAGAAAUGAGAAUGGUACUCUGAUUAGUUCAUAUGAACCAUUCCUUAAAGAAUUGCCGCAGGAUGUUGACGAGACAGCUUUGGACAAGGCGCAGCGGAAUGUUCAUCCGUCCGACAUUCUGAAUCUUCAAUUUACAUCCGGCACGACAGGUCUGCCGAAAGCUGCUUCCCUCACACAUCUCAACUUGAUCAAUAAUGCCAGAUUUACGGGCCAUUCCAUGCUUUUGACACCAGACGACGUCGUAUGCUGUCCUCCCCCACUCUUCCACUGUUUUGGCCUUGUCAUGGGUUUCUUGUCAUCAUUCUGCUACGGCAGCGUCUUAGUCUUUCCAUCUGAUAGUUUCAACGCUCUUAAAACUCUCGACGCAUUGGUGAAAGAAAAAGCCACUGCCUUACUUGGAGUCCCGACCAUGUUCAUUGCCGAACUAGAAGCCUUGGAAGAAUCAGGACACCGAGUCACCACUGUUAGGACAGGUUUGGCUGCUGGCUCACAUGUGGCUCCAUCGUUGAUGGCCCAGCUCCGAGAGAAGAUGCAGGUGAAGGGGAUGCUUAUUGCCUAUGGAAUGACUGAAACCAGCCCUGUCACAUUUAUUACCUUGCUCAACGACACAGAGGACAGGAUGUUCCAUAGUAUUGGGAAGCUAUUUCCUCACACCGGCGCAAAGAUUGUUGACCAUGAGGGGAAAAUUGUCCCCAUAGGAACCAAGGGCGAAAUCUGUACGAGCGGAUUUGCCUUACAGAAGGGCUACUGGAAGAAUGAGGAGAAGACGCGAGAAGUGAUGAAGUAUGACGACGACGGCGUUCGGUGGAUGCACACUGGCGAUGAGGGCUUCAUAGACGCAGAUGGAUAUGGCCACAUCACCGGCAGGAUCAAAGACACUAUCAUUCGUGGUGGCGAGAAUAUUUCUCCGGGGGAGAUUGAAGACUGUCUACUUGACCAUCCUGAUAUUCGGGAAUGUUGUGUCGUUGGGCUUGCUGAUCGAAAGUACGGUGAAGUUGUAGCGUGUUUUCUAAGGAAGGCCCACAGCAACUCACCAAGCCUGCCUGACGCAGCUAUUCGUGCUUGGGUAGGAAAACGGCUCGGACGAAUCAAGGAGCCCAAGCAUAUAUUCUGGCUUGGUGAACAAGGUGUGGGUUCAGAUUUGCCCAAAACAGGGAGUGGCAAAUAUCAAAAACACUUGAUCCGUGCCAAGGGGAAUGAGCUGUUGAAGAAGUCAACAUUGGCGAGAGUGUGGAAGCUCUGA
Molecule: messenger RNA, 1764 nt
Organism: Clonostachys rhizophaga
Lineage: Eukaryota; Fungi; Ascomycota; Sordariomycetes; Hypocreales; Bionectriaceae
Source: the annotation of a GenBank genome assembly